Molecule: messenger RNA, 1163 nt
Organism: Cyphomyrmex costatus
Lineage: Eukaryota; Metazoa; Arthropoda; Insecta; Hymenoptera; Formicidae
Product: phospholipase A1
Exons: 6
Coding region: 86-1057 (323 amino acids)
Biological process (GO): lipid catabolic process
Molecular function (GO): lipase activity
Source: RefSeq, a predicted model, not a curated record
CGUAUAAAAGCUCGUACUAUUGCAAGGUUUGAUCUCGUGUUUAUCAAUUUUCCUUUGAUGAUUCGUUGAUAUUUCUGUUUGCACGAUGAGAACUGUUGCUACGAUACUUGUACUUUUCUUUAUACAAUGCACGUAUUUACGUGCCGAACCUAUAGUAGCGGAUAAGGUCGCAGAGAAAAUUUCAAAUUCCUGUAUCUUCGGUGUUAAAUCGGUGUCAAUGUUUCUGUAUAACAGCCAUGUUACAGGCGAAAUGAUUCCGGAAAAUGAGAUCUGCAAUAAUAUUAAUUCAUCGCAACCGGUCACCUUUGUAACUCACGGCUUCACUAGUUCCGCACAUUCGUCUUAUACUAUAGAUCUGGCCAUGCAAUUGAAACACAAAAGCACGGUAUUUGUGUUGGAUUGGUCUCAAGCAGCCUGCGAAACUGGGCUACCCCUCAUCAACUUAAUAUUCUACCCCAGUGCGGUAACCAACACUCGAGAAAUAGGUCAACUUUUGGCAAACUAUGCCAAUACCGUGAUCAAACAGUGUGAUGUUCCAUUAGAAAAGAUAACAUUCAUUGGUCACAGCCUCGGCGCACACGUGGUUGGCUUCGCUGCAAAAAUUCUCCAAAAGUUCGGCUACAUAAUUCCACUUAUCAUUGCUGCUGAUCCCGCACGUCCGUUAUUCAGCCGUAAUGAUUGCGAGGAAAGACUUUGCAAAGAUGAUGCUAACCGUGUAAUAGCUAUCCAUACAUCUGAACUUGGGAUAUCAUUUCCUGUUGGUCACUUCGAUUUGUACUUCAAUGGCGGAGAAAAGCAACCAGGAUGCGGAAUAGAUUUCAUCAGUUGUCCACACAGGAGAGCUGUGAUUUAUCUGACAACCGUUUUAGAAAAAAGUUGUGGAUUUCUUGGCAUUUCUGAUAAUUUAUCCUCUUAUCCUGAUUCUAACACAACGGAUUGCAUCGUCGUAAAUAGCAAUUUGUUAGAUCACAAGAAUUCCAUGAACGGAAGUUACUAUGUAUUCGUCGAUGAGGAUUCUCAUUGUACAGAGCAAACUUUUAAUUGCAAACAGUCAUAGAAGCUGUUAAAUUUGAAAUGUCAAUCUCAAAAGAAUACAUAUGAAAAACAAAACUUUCUGAUGAAUUAUUGUAAAUAAAUAAUUAAAUUAAAUCGUUUGACCAGCA